Molecule: messenger RNA, 1491 nt
Organism: Phycodurus eques (leafy seadragon)
Lineage: Eukaryota; Metazoa; Chordata; Actinopteri; Syngnathiformes; Syngnathidae
Gene: mid1ip1a
Product: MID1 interacting protein 1a
Exons: 2
Coding region: 295-777 (160 amino acids)
Biological process (GO): regulation of lipid biosynthetic process
Cellular component (GO): cytosol
Source: RefSeq, a predicted model, not a curated record
AGAGGUGACGCAAUUAAUGUAGAGUCGGGGCACUUCAAGCUAAGUUCACUUUGGAACAUAAAACCUAAGCGAUCUCGUUGUCACCUUCGGCGCCCGUCACUGCCGGGUGCUAUUUGCGGUCAACCCGGCUCCUGUUCCGCUCGAAGCCGAAGUACCGGACAAACAGGUCGAGCCGUGGAGCACCUGCCGUAUCUAUUUAAAGCGGGGGCCAGAAAGCCAAGCGGCAAAACAACCGUGCCCGGCCGACAGCGCGCCUUCGUCGAAUUCACAACCCGGAAAUUAACCGCCGCGAAAAUGAUGCGACAGCUCGCCGAGACGCCCGCCCAGAAGAACUCCCUGUUCAACGCCAUGAACAGCUUCCUCGGGGCCGUGAACAACAUGGACCAGACGGUCAUGGUGCCCAGCCUGCUGCGGGACGUGCCGCUGGGCGACGACAAGCCGGAGGCGGACGAGGGCGACGCGGACAUGUACAGCUACUACCAGCUGCUCAAGUCCAUCCGGCGGGACAUGGAGUGGGGCUUGAGGGUCUCGCCGGCGGUCAAGGAGACGCCGCCCCGGCUCAGCCGCGCCAACUCCACGGCCUCGUCGGCCUCCUGCGCCUCCUCUCUGUGCUCGGCUUCGUCGGAAGACGAGGACGACGACGACGACGAGGAGGACGACGAGGACCUGCAGAAGCAGUUCCAGUACCACCUGGCCGGGCUCCAAGAGGUCCUGAGCAAGCUCACCACGCAGGCCAAGUCCCUCACCAAGCGCUACAAGCAGUCCAUCGGACUCUAAAAGCAAGACCCGUUCUCCAUUGCAAGGAUGAAACGAGCCUUUCUUAUUCUAGAUUAGGAACUUUUGUGUUUUGGGGAGGGUUUUGAAACUUGCACCACCGAAAGGCCCAUCUGUAUUGCUACAGUUUUACUUUGAACUGGCUGAAGCGAAAUUUAAAAUGGCGACUAACCCACCAAUGGACGAUGGCGGAGAAGAUGGCAGCCUUCCUACAUACAUCUCUUGCACUGUCCGAUGUGUUGAAAGUCGACACCGCUCAAUGCUUUAACAAUUCCUCUUGCACUCAAUGGGCGUUGACUUUUUACUUUGAUCGGCAGGUGAAACCUAUUUAAAAAUUGUAUUUGUGUAAUUUAUUACCUCAGGGCGUGAAUGUUUCUUUCAAACAACCGGAGCGGAUGUGUGGGGUGAAUCGCCCAUUUGAAGAUAGUUAAUGUGUGCGUAUGACCAUGCAAUUUCCGCUCUGAUGUCUUUCGGAUUAAAAAAAAAAAAAGAGGAAGGAGGCAGAUGCUUAAAAAAAGAGCCAGUGACUUCCUCGUGCCUCACUUCGGUCAAUGAACUGGAAUCAGCUGAUAGUUCUGCUUUGAGAACAAUGACGAAUUCCAGGAGAUCACUUUGUAUGUCAACAAUCUGACUGGAUCUGCGCCUAAAAGAUGCGUUUGUUUGCACUCUUUAUCUACUGAUAUUUGAUAUGUAAAAAUAAACUUUUGUAUGAACUCA